Penicillium argentinense is the source of this 714-nucleotide messenger RNA. RefSeq names its product kinase-related protein. NCBI's taxonomy places the organism in Eukaryota, Fungi, Ascomycota, Eurotiomycetes, Eurotiales, Aspergillaceae. Gene Ontology annotation, cellular component: cytoplasm. The record is from RefSeq and is a predicted model, not a curated record. The transcript is spliced from 2 exons. Gene Ontology annotation, molecular function: ATP binding; kinase activity. The coding region runs from base 1 to 714 and encodes 237 amino acids.
AUGAAUCACCAGGUGGACCAUCUGGUCAAAAAGACAUGGGCUAAAUUCUGCAAUACCGCCGACGACGCCCGCUUAAUGAUAGCCGUUAGCGGCAUCCCAGGCUCUGGCAAAACAGCACUAGCAAAUAUGAUGACACAACGCAUCAACGAGAUCUACCUCUCUGAAAACCCCCACGGAACACCCGUCGCCACUGCCCUCCCAAUGGACGGGUACCACUAUACGCGCGCGCAGCUAUCAGCCAUGCCCGACCCAACACGCGCAUUUUCACGCCGCGGCGCAGCAUUUACGUUUGAUGGAGAGAAGUUCCUGCAGUUGGUGCAGGGGUUGCGGGAACCGUUGACCUCGGAAGCGAAGAAAAUCUACGCGCCUAGUUUUGACCAUGCCGUUAAGGACCCUGUGGAUGAUGACAUUGUCAUCCCGGCGUCUUGUCGGGUGAUUUUCUUCGAAGGGAACUAUCUUUCGCUCAACAAAGAGCCAUGGAAUAAGGCUGCGGCGCUUAUGGAUGAGCUUUGGUUUGUUGAUGUUGAUUUCCAGGUUGCGAGGAAGAGGUUGGUGAGGAGACAUGUUAAGGCGGGGAUUGCGAAGGAUGAGGUCGAGGCGGAGAAGAGGGCUGAUGAGAAUGACUUGGUAAAUGGAAAGGAGAUUUUGGAUUUCAGGAUGCCUGUUCAAGAGAUUGUUUCGAGUAUCUAUGAUCCUACUUGGGAGAAGGCAUAG